AUGGGAGACGCAGGAUUCUUCAAGGGCACAAGUGCCGAUCAGGAUGCACGUUUCAGCGACAAGCAAAAGAAACUACUUCGGUCGAUGAACUUUCCAUCAGAGUUUAGCCAAAAGGUGGAUAUGAAAAAGGUCAACAUGAAAGUCAUUAAGGGAUGGAUGGCCCAGCGCGUCAGUCAAUUGCUCGGCAUCGAGGACGAAGUCGUCGUAGAAUACGCCUUUGGCAUGCUGGAAGAACCUUUACCAGACCCAAAGAUGAUGCAGAUCAACCUCCAGGGAUUCCUCGACAAGAAUUCUCAGGUUUUCAUGCUUGAACUCUGGAAACUCUUGCUUAGCGCACAAAACAGCCUUGGGGGAAUCCCACAGCAAUUCCUGGACCAGACAAAGGAAGAGCUCCUGCAGGCCAAGGUACCAUCAUCAUGA
Messenger RNA from Gamsiella multidivaricata, 420 nucleotides. RefSeq names its product PWI domain-containing protein. The transcript is spliced from 4 exons. Gene Ontology annotation, molecular function: RNA binding. Gene Ontology annotation, cellular component: spliceosomal complex. The record is from RefSeq and is a predicted model, not a curated record. Gene Ontology annotation, biological process: mRNA processing; regulation of mRNA splicing, via spliceosome. The coding region runs from base 1 to 420 and encodes 139 amino acids. Lineage: Eukaryota; Fungi; Mortierellomycota; Mortierellomycetes; Mortierellales; Mortierellaceae.